This is a messenger RNA of Conger conger (European conger), 1092 nucleotides long. RefSeq names its product growth hormone secretagogue receptor type 1-like. The record is from RefSeq and is a predicted model, not a curated record. Gene Ontology annotation, cellular component: plasma membrane. Gene Ontology annotation, biological process: hormone-mediated signaling pathway; G protein-coupled receptor signaling pathway. The transcript has 3 exons. The coding region runs from base 1 to 1092 and encodes 363 amino acids. NCBI's taxonomy places the organism in Eukaryota, Metazoa, Chordata, Actinopteri, Anguilliformes, Congridae. Gene Ontology annotation, molecular function: growth hormone secretagogue receptor activity.
AUGAAUGUGACAGGAGCACCCUCUCGCGGCCCCAAGAGUUCAGUUUAUGGGGAUGGUCGGCUCAACUGGACACAAUGGGAGUCGGAUUACCCAGUUACCCUUUUCCCCGCCCCAAUUCUGAUGGGGAUAACCGUCACUUGCUCUCUCCUCUUUCUCGCUGGUGUUACCGGGAAUUUAAUGACCAUUCUGGUGGUCACAAAUUACAAGGACAUGAAGACAACUACUAACCUGUACCUGUCCAGUAUGGCCCUUUCAGACCUCCUAAUCUUUCUUUGUAUGCCUCUGGACUUGUACAGAAUGUGGAGGUACCGGCCAUGGAAUUUUGGAGAUGAACUUUGCAAACUGUUUCAAUUCGUCAGCGAGAGUUGCACCUACUCCACUAUUCUCAACAUCACCGCUCUGAGCGUGGAGAGGUACUUUGCUAUUUGUUUUCCUCUCAGGGCCAAGGUGGCAGUUACGAAGGGUAGAGUGAGGGGCGUCAUCCUCGUCCUAUGGAUGGUGGCUUUCUUCAGUGCUGGACCGGUAUUCGUCUUAGUUGGGGUCGAGCACGAGAACGGAACGAAUCCAUGGGAGACCAACGAGUGCAAGGUGACACAAUACGCUAUCAGGUCUGGACUACUGACCAUCAUGGUGUGGGUCUCCAGCCUCUUUUUCUUCUUGCCAGUGUUCUGCCUAACUAUAUUGUACAGCCUUAUCGGGAGGAGGUUGUGGAGGCGUAAGCGAGAAACAAUGGGACCCAGCAUCUCGAGUCGAGACAAAAACAAUAAACAAACAGUAAAAAUGUUAGCUGUGGUCGUGUUCGCCUUCGUGCUCUGCUGGCUGCCCUUUCACGUGGGUCGCUAUUUAUUUUCCAAGUCCUCGGAGGUCGGUUCUCCCCUUAUGUCGCAGAUCAGCGAAUAUUGCAACCUUGUCUCCUUUGUACUUUUUUACCUCAGCGCUGCGAUUAACCCCAUCCUCUACAACAUAAUGUCAAAGAAGUACAGGGUCGCAGCCGGAAAACUUUUUGGGAUGAAACAGACCUCGCGUAGGUCAGCGUCUACCCUGAAGGGUGAAAGCUGCCCAAUUUGGACAGAGUCGAGUUUGAGCACGUGA